Molecule: messenger RNA, 683 nt
Organism: Anopheles stephensi (Asian malaria mosquito)
Lineage: Eukaryota; Metazoa; Arthropoda; Insecta; Diptera; Culicidae
Product: endocuticle structural glycoprotein SgAbd-2-like
Exons: 3
Coding region: 114-494 (126 amino acids)
Cellular component (GO): chitin-based extracellular matrix
Molecular function (GO): structural constituent of chitin-based larval cuticle
Source: RefSeq, a predicted model, not a curated record
GCUGCCAGAUUUCUGUACCAAGCGCGACGACCAACAGUAGUGGUGCCCGAUCCCGUCUAGCGUGACGUCAAGCGUAGAAUCAUCUUCCGCGUGCCAGCUUUACAGUGAACAAAAUGAACCAGCUCGUCUAUGUGCUCGUGCUUGCAGUGAUUGCAUCCGUAACGGCAGACAAGGAUGCCACCGUACUCAGGCAGGACUCGGAAGUUAACCCGGACGGCACUUAUCAGUACGCGUACGAAACGUCGAACGGAAUUGUGGCCGAAGAGCAGGGCACACUGAAGAAUCUCGGCGAAGAACAAGCUCAGGUUUCCCAAGGACAGUACUCGUACACCGAUCCAGAAGGCAACCGUAUCUCCCUGCAGUACAUCGCGGACGAGAAUGGAUUCCAGCCGCAGGGUGAUCAUCUGCCAACGCCACCACCGAUCCCGGAGGCCAUCGAGCGUGCCCUGCGACUGUUGGCUAACCUGAGCCGGAACAAGCGUGGUUCUGUGUAGCUCUAGCUGUAACAAUCACACACACACACACACUGCGAGCCGUAAAUAGUGAAUUAGGUUAGUGAUACAGGUCCCGGGCACUUGGCAGCAACUAGUCAUGUUUCUGAAGCGUAAAGUGACAAGGAAAUAAAAACAAAAAGCACCGCCACCAUAAUGAUGUGCGCGAGCACAAAUAUUCGUACAAGGAAA